This is a messenger RNA of Aureobasidium vineae, 1311 nucleotides long. The record is from the annotation of a GenBank genome assembly. NCBI's taxonomy places the organism in Eukaryota, Fungi, Ascomycota, Dothideomycetes, Dothideales, Saccotheciaceae.
AUGCAAGAAUCUUUUCAUCGUCUGCUAGAUGCUUUGAAGGAAGAGAUAGCAGUCGUCAGAGCACUCAAAAGUAAGAUUAUACCCGAGAUCGACUUCAAGGAUAUCAAGGAUGCUAGCGCCAGUUUCAGCACCGAGUAUAAAACAAGAGGUGCGGCCGUCAUAAGACAUGUAAUCCCACCGGUUGAAGCAAUGGAGAUGAAGGAAGAGCUCCAGAAGUAUAUUGCUGCAAACCCACAAACCGAAGCCUUUCCAAGCGAUAAUCCUCAACUAUACGAACUAUUUUGGUCAACAGCUCAAAUCCGAGCGCGGUCCCAUCCGUAUCUCUUAGCCGCCCAAAGAUUUCUUCUCUCUCACUGGCACUCGAAGGACCCUGCUUCGGUAUCUACGACACAUCCGACAAUCUAUGCGGAUAGGCUUCAUAUACGGACACCAGGAGACAAUGCUUUAGCACUCGGUCCGCGUGUUGAUGGAGGCGGUCCAGGAAGAUGGGAUCCCGCCGGAUAUGGCAAUCCUCAGGUCUAUGAGUCAGUCUGGCAGGGACGGUGGGAAGAGUAUGACCCUUGGGAGAUCAGUUCCCGAUUAUCUGUAAACUCGGGUCUAUACCAGGGUGUUGGAGCCUGCAGCAUGUUCCGUGCAGCACAGGGCUGGUUAUCACUAAGCACUAUGAAAGCAGGCGAAGGGACUCUGUUAGUGAACCCGAUGCUGAAGCAUGCGACAGCAUACUGCCUUCUGCGACCCUUCUUCUCUGCCAANAAAGGGCCAAUGGAUCCACGAACCAGAACAUUCGACGAAGCAUUUCUUGCUCCAGACAAUUGGAUCUUCGACUAUCCCCAAACAUCCUGGCUCCAAGGUGCGUCGCCAGGGAAGGCGCAGGAGCUGAGCAACGUACUGCAUCCUCAUCUGGAGCUUGACAGCACGAUGGUUCAUAUCCCCGAAGUAAGACCUGGUGAUUAUGUCGUCUGGCAUUGUGACCAGAUACAUGCAGUGGACAAGAAGCACGAAGGCACUGCCGACAGCUCAGUCUUAUACAUUCCUGCGUGUCCCCUCACGACUCGUAACGCAGAGUUCCUCGCCCAUCAACGUCAAGCGUUCCUUGAAGGACUUCCUGGUCCCGAUUUUGGUGGUGGCGUUGGAGAGACUAGUCACAUCGGUCGAUCAGGUCUCGAGGAAGUUGAAGAAGCGAGUCAAGGCAAAGACGCAGGUAUGGUCGCGUUUGGCCUUCAAGAAUGGGACAGUUCAGCCGCAGGGUUGAGUGAGACUCAGAGAGAGUUAUUUGACAGGGCGAACAAAGUCCUAGGCUUCUACGGCUAG